This is a messenger RNA of Caretta caretta (loggerhead turtle), 11402 nucleotides long. The record is from RefSeq and is a predicted model, not a curated record. Lineage: Eukaryota; Metazoa; Chordata; Testudines; Cheloniidae.
CUUGUUUCAGACUAGAUGAGUGUAACCUUGGAUACCGGACCCCGGAUCUGCUGGAAUAUAUGUUUAAGGACAAAUUUGACAACCAGUGUGAGACUUGACUGAAUCAGGAAAUUGACUUAAAAUUGAAUUACCAGCAUCUCGAGUCUACUGAAAGGACAGGCAAGAAGAGAAACCCUGGGCUGAAAAUUCCUAAAGAAGCGUUUGAACAGCCACAGACAAGCUCUACGCCCCCUCGAGAUUUAGAUUCCAAAGCCUGCAUCUCUAUUGGCGAGAAGGAGCUGUAAAAUUUUCUACAGAAUGAAAGCUUUCAUUAUAUAUCUCUCUGGUUUAGAGGAUGGAGAACUUUGAAGUGAAGGCCGAUGACCUGGAGCCGAUCUCUGAACUGGGCCGAGGUGCUUACGGGGUGGUGGAGAAGAUGCGGCACAUGCCUAGCGCACAGAUCAUGGCGGUGAAGCGGAUCCGAGCCACAGUGAAUAGCCAGGAGCAGAAGAGGUUACUGAUGGACUUGGAUAUCUCCAUGAGGACGGUAGACUGCCACUUCACAGUCACUUUCUAUGGUGCGCUCUUUCGAGAGGGAGAUGUGUGGAUUUGCAUGGAGCUGAUGGAUACCUCGCUGGACAAAUUCUACAAACAUGUCAUUGACAAAGGCCUGACGAUUCCUGAAGACAUCUUAGGGAAAAUAGCCGUCUCUAUUGUAAAAGCACUAGAACAUCUACAUAGUAAGCUCUCCGUAAUUCACAGAGAUGUAAAGCCCUCUAAUGUGUUGAUCAAUACACAGGGGCAGGUGAAAAUGUGCGAUUUUGGAAUUAGCGGUUACCUCGUUGACUCUGUUGCUAAAACCAUGGAUGCAGGAUGCAAGCCCUACAUGGCUCCUGAAAGAAUCAACCCAGAGCUAAACCAGAAAGGAUACAGUGUCAAAUCGGAUAUCUGGAGUCUGGGAAUCACUAUGCUUGAAGAAGAAUUCCAAAGAACGGCCAACAUACCCAGAGCUUAUGCAACACCCUUUCUUCACCCAGCACGAAUCCAAAGAGACAGACGUGGCUUCUUUUGUAAAACUCAUCCUGGGAGACUGAGAAACGGACUUGUACACGAUUUGCCUUUCUGUGGACUGGUGGGUUUAGGGGAAAAGGGGUGUGCGGCGGGGCUUGGUCACGAAAGCACCAAUAGAAAGUCGCCUUUUAAAAAAAAAUUUAAAUCCCCGCCUCGCCAAUGUUUUUAAAGGGUUCUUUGGUAUCCAUAGUGACAUAGAGUGAACUGGUUAGUGAAAUGAAUUUUAAUAAGGUUGGCACCCUUCAAACAAACAAAAUAAUUUUUAACAAGGGUGAUUGAAAUAUUUAAUGACUGUCAAAAUGCCAUUCCCUUCCAUGCCCCAACCUCCUCAACCCUCUUCCCUUGUUUCUGUCAAAUUGCUUUUGUCAUGGUAAUAGGUGCUAUGGUAGUCAUGAAGUUGUAUGUAGAUUUAUAUUUUGUCCCUUCCAUUAUUUUAAUAUUUAUGUUAAGUGCUGGAUUGAAUAGAUUUCUGUUUUCUAUGAGAAUGAACGUGUGAUGAUGAUGACGAAAAUGAGGCUACAGCAAGCAAUAUUUAUAGGGCUUUGCUGUGGAAAGGGUUAAAAGGAGAAAAGGAAAGAAAAAAAAAGAGAGAAGAAGCCUGUAUGUUGUGGAAAACUAUUUAAUGUGCAUUGUUAAAGAAUUUUUAACAAGGAUCUUGGUUCAAAUGCCGGGGCUACCUCGGAAAACACGCUGAGGGGAUUGAUAGGAUCUCACAUGAUGUGGGACGCGGUCGGGCACAGGAGAGAUUGCUCUGAUGACACGUAAAGAGGAAACACAGCUUGGUUCUCAUGGUGUUUGCGGUGCAUUCCCAGCGCACGGCGUUGCUAAAGCCUCUGGUUCCAGCGGUUUAGACGCGUGUCUGACAGGCAGUGAUGUCCUGAGGCAGAAACGUAGUGACUGGGACUAAUGCAGGGAGGAAAGGUUCGUUUUAAAGUGCGUGGCAAUGUGAAGAGGCAAUAGCUGAUCCCUCACCUGGCUAUGAAUUCGGGAGCGUUUCAUGGAGAACCUUGCGCUGAUGUUAGAGUUCAGAUUUUGUGGUGGUUUUGGCCUCGGAAGGGAGUUUUCCUGUCCUCCCUGAACAGAAAGGAACAUUAUGGAUGGCUGGAUAUCUGCAAAGGGGAAAGCAGGGUCAGAGGAUUACGUCCCAGGGUGGGUUUCCAAAUUUCCAAGCACUACACAGACAGAAAUCCCCUGAAUUUACCCACAGUCAUUUGAAACGCUAACGAGCUCCGCAGGAACUCCUGCUGGAGUGCAGUUUGAUUCACAUCCAGGGCCGGUCAGGAUGAUCGAUGCAGCUGUGUGUGUUAGGCUAUUGCACACACUGCAGGUGCCCCUCGGAGGGCUUCAGUCCAGGAAAACCCGCAAGGAAACCACAGCUACACCGAUCCCAGGAGCUUGUUGCCAUUGGACGUGGUCCACAAAGAAAACUGCUAGCCAAGGGAGAAGAACAUUGGGGAUGUCAGGAUGGGAGGGAAAGACAGCAUAAGAAUGCUGCUCUCGUGUUAACACAGUAACUAGUGCUCUGUAGGGUGAGCAGAUGGACCUUAGCUCUGCUCUCGGUGACUCCACUGACUCCGGAUUCACUCUGGUGUCACCGAGCAGAACGUGGCCUGAUCAGCUUUCCUGACUUGGCUCUUUCACUGCAAUCCGGUCUUUGCGCCUUGUCUCCCUUGAUCUCUUCCCUCUCACCCUCCCGGCAAGGCAGAAUGCAUGUGUGCAAUGUCUGUCUCCCCGUUCUGUCUUUUAAAAGACACCCGCUCAGCACUAUGCCUCUCUGCUGGGAGGGUCACAGACAGAAGCUCCAGAUUUGCCGAUUUGGGAGCCGAGCCCCAUGUCGCUCCAGAACAGCCGGGAAAAUUGGUGCUAUGCCAGUUAAGAGAGCUCCUUCUCCAGCUUAUGUGCUGAGGGCAGCCUUUUCUAUUUCAUUACGGGAAACAGAAAGCUCCCGCUCUGACCCAGUCUUAGGCCUACCACACCUUUUUUUGCCUUUCUCACCUGUAUCAGGGGAACGAAGAUCCACUGAGGCAGAGCUAGGGUGGGGAGAGGGAAAGUAAUACGAAAAUCCACAGCAGCCCUAGCUGAAAUCCCUCGAAAUCCAUUCAGGCCCAGAAAGGAACUGCCCGAAGAGUAGCUCUCACUGCGGCACAAGACUCAGGGCCAAGUUGUGCCUUGUUUCACACACUCCACCAGAUCGUCAGCUGGUGGAAAUGGGCGUAACUCUGUGGACGAGCCCAAAGCAUCCAUUUGUGAAGUGAUCCAAUUCCCCAAGGCUGCAUUGUUCCUUUGCAAGGUCAGAGGGGGAGGAUGGUAAUUUGCAUUGCAUCUGUCCAGGGCGGGGGUCAUUAGUAAUUGAAGUGCUUAUGGGAGUUCUACCAUCUCGUUCACCAGGAUCCCAUCAUUUUGCACCACAUACUUGCUACGUCCGUCGUUUGAGGAGACUCUGGAGAGUUCAGAGUUUGGAUUGUGGGAUAGUUCCCUGGGGGCACAGGGUCCUGAAGAAUUAAACUGGUUGCAAAGAAUUUGGGUAUAUCUGUGCUAUAAUCACAGGGGCUGCCGUUUGAGCAGACGUACCCAAGCAAAGCUAGCUUGGGUCCCGGAGACGUGAAGUGGCAGCAGUGUGAGCUGCAGAUUGGGCUAGCCCAAUGAAUAAUUUCCCAGGGUUCCAGGCUGGCUUGCACAGCCUGCUCUGAAAGUCAUGCUGCCUCAGUUUCCCUGUCCUAAGCGCUGAGCUAGCUAAAUUAGAGCUAGCUUGGGUCUGUCUGCUCGAGCUGCAGACAUGCCUAGUGAUUACAGCAUAGCAUUACCCUUUGUGUGAAGAGGUUCCUUGCUCUCCUGCGUCAGCACCCCUUUGUAAGUUUUACCUCUCUCUCACAUGAUCCCAUGGGGAACUUCCAAGGAGAUGUUUUGUUGCAGAUGAAACACAAGGUUCUUUUACAUUUCAGUGUAAUUUUAAAGGCCACUGGGGGGCUCAUAAUCUGCGCCCUGGUUUUCAGCUUUGUGUGUGUCUGUCUUUUCUCUCUCACACUUUCACAUAGACUCCGAGCUGUUUUGAUUGAUUGUCUUCAGAUGCAGCAAAAGUCCAGCCAGCCAGCCAGCUUAUAGAGUUGGUUCCAGCGUCAAUUCUCACUUGAAAAACAUAACGUUUAAAAACAGCCUUUGGUUUUCCUGCAUAUGGAUCUGAUGCUUUCGUUAAAGAUCGGUUUUGCCUUUUUUCUCUUGGAAUAUAAAUCUCAUUUGGACACUAAAUUCCCUUGACCUCAGAGCACCUUUAUUCCAGUGCCAUGGUAACUGACGGGUUGAAUUUAUGGGAUACCGUCAAAGAUCAGUAUUAACAGCAGAUAUUGAUAUCCCCAGCAUUUUCCAACAGAAAACUGUCAGUGUUGUAUGCAGUUAGUAACCCUAUAAACGGAAUUGUGCAUGGCUCAACACUACAGGUCGAAUGUUUUCUUUUGUGCUUUUUACUCUUGUGAUGUCUGGCUCAUCCAAAAUCUUCUUGGUUUAAUUGCAUUAUAACAAAACAAGAAAGAAGGACUAUUGAAAAGAAACAGUCACCCCAUUCCUCUAUCUGAUGUUCAAAAGCCUGAUUCUCUGCUGCCUUUCACCUUGGGUAGGCCCUUGAAUCAUUGCAGAGUACGUGUAAUUUGCCACUGGUGAUGUGAGUGGAAAAUUCAGAUUGAGCAGCAUUACACACCCACUUUGCCCAGUAUAAAUGACCGUGCUAGGUGUGGGUCAGUGGAGAAAUUCGAGAUUUGCUCCGUAUCUCAGCAUCCAUCUUGGGCAAAUAUCAAAACAAAGCUUGUAACAUCUGGGGAUCAUUUGAAACCUUUUGAAAGUAGUGUGCCACAGGUCGUCUUGGGGGAAGCAUGGCCUAGUGGUCUGAGCACAAGAUUGGGAGCCAGGAUUCCUUAAACGUUUAGAUUACCAUUGUGGUGGCUCUUUUACUAACACUGUGGUAGUGGGCAGGUGUGUAAUCUCUGCCUCGGUUUCCCCAUCUGUAAAAAUAGAGAUAACAACACCUACCAGGACGGGUGUAUUGAGGGUUAAUUUUCUGGCUCAUGCAGUGAAGGUGAAAAGUGUUCUGUCAGUGGCUUCCCAAGACUCUAUUUCUGGACAUCACAAGAGUUCCCUCACUCCAUCACACACUCAGAAGGAAGGCUAGGGCUGGGGUGGAUUUGUUGCUGCUGUUUGUAUGGUAGGAUUUUGUUUUUUCUGGAGAAGAUUUUCCCACGCAUCACACAAGACUUUAAACAGAGAUCCGUCCUUUCUUUUACCGUGUUCGCUGGUUAUUGAGGAGUUGUUCCUAACUCACGCCCACAGGGGCUGGGUUUGUGGUGGUGGAGCGGCUGUGUCUGGAGGCAGGGGGAGCUAGAGAGGGCCUUGCUCAGAAAUGGCUCUUUAAAUGGGGAAGCACGCACUCCCCCAUGUGCCCCGUUGCACAUCGGCAGGUGAGGGGGAGGGGUGUAGCCAUGCCAGUCCGCCCAGUCGUGCUCUCUUUGGGGUGUACAGUGCUGCUGCCCUACACCUUGUGCUUAAGAAGCUCUGGCUCAGCUAGCUGGUGGCCUUCUGCAUGUGGGCACUGGUAACGAAGGAGCUCCCUGCACCCCUUUCCCUCCCCACCUCGCACAGCCAUCAAGGGGCAGCCAGAAUAUGGCCCCAGGCUCUUUGUAUUUCACAAGGGCCGCCUAUGCUUGCUCCUUCGGCAAAGGUGUCAUGCCAACACCACCCUUGUUCCCUUCAGCCCCAGAUGAUAGGUGGUGUGAAACGGGGAUUGUGUCUACACUGUAGAUUCCAGCAGAAGGAGGCAGUGGGUGGAGCGGGAGGAUCUCCUUGAUAUGCAGAGGGAGCACACAACAAAGGCAUUUACACACACGCAAACAUGGCCAGUAUUUCUUGCUGUUCGCUUCAGUAGAAGAGUCUGCCUCAAACCUUUCGUAGAAAUUGUAGAUGGGAAAGACCUGCUAGGCCAUCUUAUCCAUUUCCCUACCAAUGCAGCAUGGAUCCUUGCAGCCCAUUCACUAGAGCUUGGUCCAGUGUAGUUAUAAAAGUCUCAAGCAGAAUGGCUUCUAUCACUUCUUGUCCCUGCUGCAAAAAACACGUCAAAAUGCUCCUUGUCCUCUCUUCCAUCUCAUUGAUGUCCAUCCUCCGUGGACCAUGCUUGGUGCUUACACACUUUCAGAUGGAGAUCAUUAUCACAUCCCUCCUAGGUUAGCGUGCCCCCAAACCAGCUCAAAAAUCAGCCCCUUCCAGCCUCUUAAUUACAUAUUUUUGCUUUUCAUUGAAUUUCCUCCUAUUUAUUGAUAUCUUUCAGUUACCGAGCAAUUAGUUAUAUUCAGUUUUGCUGAUGGGAGCAGGAUCAAGACAAACAGUUGCCUUCACUGGUCUGCUUUUAUUGGUGCAUGGGGGGAAUAUUGCAGAAUGUUUAUUGCUAUUAAUGGAGUAAAAUCUCCUGACCCUAAAAAUGGGAAAGAGACUUGUUAGGGCUAUAGAUUCUCAGCUGGCAUAAAUUGGUGUCGCUCCAUUGAUUUAGCUGGAGUGACGCUGAUUUACUCCGGCUGAGACUCUGGCCCCUUUUGUAUAAACAGCUAUUCUACAAUAAUAAAGUUUAAUGAAUGGAAAUUUCCCCUGGAUUCACAUAAAGUAGCAAGUUCCACUCAUUAAUCUUUAUUGCCGCAUUAUGGCUGUUUAUGUCUAAGGAAUCUUGUCUCCCUGUUGUGCAUAUGUAUUUAUAUAGUGGGAGGGCUGGGGUGAGAAGUGUAUAUAAAAGAGACAUAACUGACCUGAUGUCCACAUAUUUUAUGGUCUGUAACUUCCUCCCCUAGUUGAUUGUUUCCUUGAAAGCUGUUAACUGGCAGCAAAGGAGGUGUUACAGAGCUUUGUCUGCACAGUUGGCCUUUUUGCUCCACUAUGAAAUCCAGAUUGUUUCUUGUGAAAAAAGAUGAGAUCUCCAAAUUAAUAUUUCAGCUCAGCCUUUAGUGGAGCAGGUGGAUAAUAUGGAAUAUGACGAGUUCUGGCAGGCAAGCGCUCUUGCUCCCCCACACCUCGAUGGGAAGAAACAGCUGCUGUUGAGGUCUCCCCAGGAGACAGAUGUGUUUCUCUAGUUGAAAGAGCAUUUACUAACCCCCUGCGAUGCCACGCAUUAAAGUCAGUUGAUUUCACUUAGGAGAGUGUCUGCCCCUUCCCAGUGGGGUUUUUUUUUAUUCCCAAACCUGUUGCCUUUGCAUGUUGUCGACUGAGUUUUUAUUGUGGGCAUGGCAAGGACACCGUUGUAUAGGAACUAUGGGCAGAUGACUGCUGUGCAAUGCUUGGUUGCACAAACCCUCUCUAGUAAAAAAUAUUUCAAGUAGUGGCACAGGAGAAAGAAAUCUUCCAGGAAAGUCAAGCAGCAGAAUGACCUUCAGCACUGGCAGUCUGAGAAGCGAGAGCUCAGUUAUAGUCCUGAUGCCUUCCUUUUGCCCAUCUCAGAUGCUGAUGUUGAUGCUUUCCUUUGAACACAGAGGAGAGACAAAGUGGCGUUGCGAAAUGUGAGCAUGUUGAGCAAAGGAUUGUUCCUUAGUAGAUUUCCCAUGGACCUCUGGCUGCUGGGCUGCAUAAAUGGAAUGUAAUCUAACAGUGGAAGAUGUGUGGGGAGGAGCACAGCCCCUGUAUGGCAGCAGGCAGAGGAAAUACCAAGGAACUGGCCACAGUGCUGAUCCUCCUAUUUCCCUUCUGCUCCUGGUGGGAAGCAGAGCAUAAGAGCUCACUGAGUAUGCCCGUGUAGUACAUCCCAUAUACCAUAGGCUGCUACAGGCACUAAGCAGCCCGGGAGGGAAGAUAGCUCCUUUCCCGUGUCCGGUGCAUCUGCUUAGCACAUGGCCCAACUACACAAGUCGUCCCUUUGCAACAUCAAAAUGUUUUUUAUCAAAUACCGAUUCCUACAGUAGCCCCCUCUUAUCUCCCCAAGGCAGUCCCAGUGCAGGCCUUCAAGCAAAGAGCAGCAGAACCUUAAGAUCAACUAAAAUCCACUCUGAUAAAUGUGGCUAGGGAGUAGAUAUGCAUAAGAGCACGUAUUAGCUGGUAAGGAUAAAUUAUCUGGCAGUGUGUUUCUAGGACAUGACUUUGGCAGCAGUACAAAGACAAGAGAGCAAAGGGAAGUUCUACAAAGCCAAGAAAUGAGAGGAGACACCUUUUAGGAUUGUCUUUGAAUAUCCUAUUACAAGGAAUAGAUGACUUAAGGUCUAUUAGGGAAAGUUCAUUCCUCAUUGAAGCCAGUGGCGGUCCACCAGAGAUGAAUUUGACCGUGUGUUAUUUUACACCUAGCUGUUAUACCUUUACAGUUCUCAUCCCAAAGCUGCAUGGAAACUAUUGGCUACCAAUGUCCUCAUCUCAUUUUUGGCCAUCCUUUAAGGCUUGCCCUGUGUUCCUGGGAUUUCCGCAGCUUUUUGGGAGGCGGGGGCGUCGCCUGCUGUUGUUUUUAGGAUCCUUUUUAUUUAUUGAUUUAUUGUUUGUCCAGUGACUCAUGAUACGGCAGCGAGCCACAUUAAAUCAUGCAUGGGCGCAUACCUCCGAUGGGAGGCUACCACCAGCUGAGAGGUGUACCUGGGGCCCACUAAUGCACGCCCCCAGCUUGGCUUGUUGCUAUCAGAGUGUCGCUCGAUAAAAUCUUUUCCAGAAAUGGAGCAAGUCUGGAUUUACACCAACGGAACAGAGAUCUGAAUCUGUCACAUCCACAGCCAUGCUGCAAUGUGGACUGUGUUUACUUCCCAGAGGGAUUUACAGGUUCCCUAAAGCAAUGAGGCAAAACUCCAGGGGUUGAGUGGUUCUAUGAGGAUAAGCAGGCAGAAGCUCAGAAGCUUCUAAAGUCCUCUGGAAGUAGUGAUGGAAAUCUCACAAGAUCAGAUGUCAUUUGAAGAUUUCCAAUACAUUGUGGGUUUGGCCGGAGCAGAACAACCUUCUUAUAGCUUCUCUGAUGAUAUUUUGAUAUGUUACUUCCACUUCUGGGCCCAGCCAAACCCAAUAAGGACAGAAUUGUGGAAUUUUUAAAUAGAAGGGGGGGAAAAGUGAACCAAGUUUUUUUUUAACUUGGUUGUAAAAUGUCUUUUUGGUGCGCACUAUAGGAAAGAUUCAGGCCAGUUCUGAUUAUAUCUCCUCCCUAAUUCUUCACCUUUAGAAGGUGAUAGUGGUCUUGAGUCUCACUUACACUAAGGUGCCUCCGCUUUGCCAGAACAGUGUAAAGGAGCUUUAAGGUAAAUGCGAUUUGGGCAUUCAAUCCUUUUGAAACUGGGUGGCCCCUGAUUUAGUUCAGUCUCAGUGCUAGAUUCUGUGAUAUGACUGUCCAGGUGUAUUCUCUGCUCGCGUGUACGCAGAAGUGACACACACCAAUUUGUGCUAGAAGACAACGUGAGAUAAGGACUAGAGUACAACUUUUGGCCACGGUGUGGUGGUGAGAGCAGCCAUCUUAGAAUUAGGUUGGUAAAUUCUUUGACCUGUCCUAUGCAGGAGAGCAGACUAAAUGAUCACAGUGGUCCCUUCUGGCCUAGUGAUCUAUGAGCAACUGGGCCCUGCAGCCUCAGGGUGAAAUGACUUGUGCCAUCUCAUUCUUCAUACUGAAUCCAUGAGGAAAAGCCCAGGUUUCUGCCGAGUGCUUCACUCCUUCCAAUGACUGAGAGAGGAACAGGAGCAUUGACUGCACUUUUGAAGUACAGAUGUGCCGUAUAACUAACACUUGGCCCGUCGCUUGUAUCGCACAGAGUAUUAAUGAAGGAUAAGCUGCUACAGAUUCAGGUUGUUGUACAUAUAGGUAUAUUUGUGAGGAAGGAGGGUGAGGAAUUAGUCCUAACUGAAGGGAAGAGGUUUUGAAACAGGCUCUCAGAACAGCGGGCAGAUGGGCUGUUGUCUAAGGCUCAGAACCUCAGCUGAUGUACAUCACCAUUGCUCUGUUGAUUUCAGUGACGCUACAAUGUCUGAGGUCAGCGGAAGAUCUGGGCACUGGACUGUCGUUUGGUUUUUGUGCGGUAGUUCUGCCUCAGUAGAGUGCAUUUUCCUUGACUUAGCCAGUCCAGCCUUUUACUUACACAUUUUUCUGUUACACUGGCAGAUGAAUUUUGAAGUAUUGUAAAUACCAAAGGAUGGGAACAUUACGUUUCUUUCCUCAGGUAAGAGUGGUAUUUUUUUCAACUAAAAGAACAUUCAGCCAUCCCUGAAUUUGCAGGAACAGUCUCUUAAAGUUUUUAGUCCUUCUCAGUCCAGUCGUGUAUUUUGUUUAAGAAGAAUACUGUGAAAAGAUAGGAAGUACUAGAUGUGAGAGGUGUAUUAAGGAGGUACAUUAAGGGUCUACUAUGAGCUGGCAGAGGGCAGCAGAAGAGUUAAGAAGUUACCUGCUGCUCAUGGGGUAAACUGAAAUAAACUGCAGUCAGAAUCAUAGCUAUUUAAUCAGGAUGUAAUUCUGCUGUAAUGUACUCUGGUGUAAAUGCAGAACUCUCCAUCCAACACAGAGCACUCACUCCAGAUUUAGACCCUAAUUCUAUCGGAGUACAUUAAUGUCAAUGGCAGUAGAAUGUGGCACAAAUUGUUUUGGAUAUAUCCUACCAUAGCUAAUGAAUUUUCAAAGCUAUGUCACCUUUUCAUUAUCUCUGAAGCUGUGAAUCAUGUGAAUGGUGUUUGCGGUGACAACUGCCAUUGUACUGAUCAAGGUUGGCUGAAAUAUUCACAGCAACAUCUUGAAAAUCUUGAAACUUUGCAUUUCACUUCCGUUUGGUGAAAUUAAAUUAACUUUGACAAAAAGCUGCUAAAUUUUGUUUCUUGCAAGUUAGGAAUAAACAUGAACCCUUAUCAAGGGGGAAAAAACCUAGAAAUGACUGAAACUUUGAAAUCAAGUGGUUUAAAAAAAUUGGCCAAGAUUGAUUGAUUGAUUGAUUGAUUUUUUUGGCAUCGAAACAAAUGAAGUUUCCAAAUUUGCAGCAUUACAAUCUUCUCUUUCCUGGGGUAGUGGGAAUUUUUGUAAAAAGCAAAAAUGUCUUGCGAUGAAAUUUCUAGAAUCAGAUAGUAGAAAAACCAGUGGAACACCAGUUGCAUUGCAAAUGGGCACAUGUAAAGCAGCGUCUCCUGCUUUUCCAUACGUUGAAGUGGAAACUACUCUCUCUUAUUAUUUAUUCAUUUGUGGUAGCACCCAAAAUGUACUAAAGAAAGCCAUUGUCCCUGUCCCCAUAUGCUUACCUACCUUGUCUUUCUUUGUUAUCCUCUGAGUGUUGAAAUGGCAAAUGUCUAUUGCUGGCUAAUUAGUAUUUUAUGUUAUAUUUCAGAGUAGCAGCCGUGUUAGUCUGUAUUUGCAAAAAGAAAAGGAGGAUUUGUGGCACCUUAGAGACUAACAAAUUUAU